Messenger RNA from Symbiodinium necroappetens, 375 nucleotides. NCBI's taxonomy places the organism in Eukaryota, Dinophyceae, Suessiales, Symbiodiniaceae. The record is from the annotation of a GenBank genome assembly.
GUCCUUUACAACGCGACAGUCAACGACGUCGCCGUUAAAGCGCCGCAGCUGCUCGGCGGGAGCCUUGGCGAGCCCGCGUCAAUUUUCCGAGAAGGCGACCAUCUGAGCAGGUCUAGACAAGGCGAACAGGGUUGUGUUGGUGGACAAGACCACCAACCAGAAGCUCCUCGGCUUCGAGCUCUGCAGGAGGCACCCAAACCUGCAAGCCGUCGCAAUGGCCAAGGAAUCCUCGGCCGAGGAAGAAGAAGAGUCCUCCGGUUUCUACACAAGCUGCGAGGAGGACGGAGAGGACGACUGAGUGACUCAGAACCGCAGCAGUGCGUGCGCGGAAGCAAAACACCUACAGAGCCCAGGGUUCUAAGGAGAACUUCAUAG